This is a messenger RNA of Arabidopsis thaliana (thale cress), 2608 nucleotides long. RefSeq names its product proline-rich spliceosome-associated (PSP) family protein. Gene Ontology annotation, cellular component: nucleus. The coding region runs from base 136 to 2172 and encodes 678 amino acids. The record is from RefSeq and is marked reviewed. Lineage: Eukaryota; Viridiplantae; Streptophyta; Magnoliopsida; Brassicales; Brassicaceae. The transcript has 15 exons.
CAAACCGGAAAUAGAAUCAGAGAGAAUUUCAGCAAACCGACUCUUGUUCAUAUACGUAUAUCCUCGAUUUCCGUCGUUCUUCCUUCUCCUCUCAAUCUCUCUUUUCACAUCACCGAUUCAGAGAGAACACCGAAUAUGACCGCCGAUUCAACCGUCGCACUCGUUCAUAGCGUCGUUUCUAACGGUGAUGUCUCCAACGGAAACACCUCCGCUUCCUCUAAGAAAUCUCGUGAGAUUGACCGUCGCCGCCGCAGACGGAAGCAGAAGAAGAACAACAAAGCAUCCCAAGCCGAUGUAGAUGCAUCGGACGUUUCUGCUGCUUCUGAAUCCAAAGAGAAUACAGAUCCCCAGCCACAGGUUUGUGAGCAGAUUGUGAUAGAGUAUGUUCCAGAGCAAGCUGAAUUUGAAGAUGGUUUUAACGAUGAGUUUAAGGAAAUCUUCGAGAAGUUCAACUUCCGCGAACCUCUUGCCUCUGAAGAAGACGGUACGAAAGAUGAGUCUGAGGAGAAAGAAGAUGUCAAAAAGAAGGUUAACUCUGAUUCUGAUUCAGACGACGACGAGCAGGAUAAUCAGAACAAAGAGAAAGGCAUCUCUAAUAAGAAGAAAAAGCUUCAACGGAGAAUGAAGAUUGCUGAGCUGAAGCAGGUUUCCGCUAGGCCUGAUGUUGUUGAGGUCUGGGACGCGACUUCAGCAGAUCCAAAGCUGUUAGUGUUUUUGAAGUCGUACCGGAAUACAGUUCCUGUUCCAAGACAUUGGUCGCAGAAGAGAAAAUAUUUGCAGGAGAACAUCUGUGAUAACCAUGGAGCCUGGACUUGUAGGUGUAACCGGAGAGGACUCUUAAUUUUUUUUUUCUGUCUAUAUAUGAAAUCUGUGGUGCUUAGGUUUUGGAGUAAACUGUUUAAUGAAUCAGUUUGGGAUAUUCCCUUUCUGAAACUGUAUUUUGUUUUCGUAUGCAUGAUAGUGAUCUUGCUUUUAGAUGCAUCUGUUUUUGUAGUACUUUUAUACUGCUUUUUCUUUCUUUUUAUAAGUUGGUGGCAUCUCAGCGGGGUUUCAUUUUUGCAGGGAAAGCGUGGGAUAGAGAAGCAGCCAUUUCAUCUUCCUGAUUUCAUUGCUGCAACCGGAAUUGAGAAGAUUAGACAGGCUUACAUUGAGAAAGAAGAUGGUAAGAAAUUGAAGCAAAAGCAACGGGAGAGAAUGCAACCAAAAAUGGGAAAGAUGGACAUUGACUACCAGGUACUUCAUGAUGCAUUUUUCAAAUACCAAACAAAGCCUAAGCUGUCAGCUCUAGGCGAUUUGUAUUUUGAAGGGAAAGAAUUUGAGGUUAAACUGAGGGAAACGAAACCAGGGUUUUUGUCAAACGACUUAAAAGAAGCUCUUGGUAUGCCUGAAGGCGCUCCUCCCCCAUGGCUGAUUAACAUGCAGAGAUAUGGUCCGCCUCCUUCUUACCCACAUCUGAAAAUUCCUGGUUUGAAUGCUCCUAUUCCAAUUGGAGCUAGCUUUGGUUUUCAUGCUGGCGGCUGGGGGAAACCUCCAGUUGACGAAUAUGGGCGUCCAUUGUAUGGAGAUGUUUUUGGUGUCCAGCAACAAGAUCAGCCUAACUACGAGGAGGAGCCAAUUGAUAAGAGCAAGCACUGGGGUGAUUUAGAGGAAGAGGAAGAAGAAGAGGAGGAGGAAGAAGAGGAACAAGAAGAGGAGAUGGAUGAAGAGGAACUAGAAGACGGCACUGAAUCUGUUGAUACACUGUCAAGCACUCCUACUGGUAUAGAGACACCGGAUGCAAUUGAACUUCGUAAGGAUCAGAGAAAGGAACCUGAUAGGGCUCUAUACCAGGUACUCGAGGAAAAGGGAGAGAGUGUUGCUCCUGGAACAUUGCUGGGAACCUCACACACAUACGUUAUUAAGACUGGUACUCAAGAAAAGACGGGAGCCAAAAGGGUUGAUUUGCUGAGAGGGCAGAAGACAGACAGAGUGGAUGUCAGCUUACAGCCAGAAGAGCUGGAUGCUAUGGAAAAUGUUUUACCUGCCAAGUAUGAGGAGGCAAGAGAAGAGGAGAAAUUGCGCAAUAAGCCAGUGGACUUGAGUGACAUGGUCGUCGAGCAUGUGCAGCAGAAUAGUAGGAAGAGGAAAAUGCAUGACAAGGAAGGGAAGAAGAAGAAAGAUUUCAAAUUCUGAGGUGUUCUGGAAGAGACACGGAAAAGGAUUCUGGAUUCUGGACAUGAGAGAGAUAGGGAGAGAUUCUUGUUCCAGAGUUAUUAGUCUUUGAGUCAGAGAUCUUGAGUUUUAGUCUUAAUGCUUAUGAGAUUCUAUACUAUGUUGUUAUCUGAAGGCUUAAGUAAAACUUUGUUUUUGGAAUUUGAACAAAUUCAAAGCCUGAGACUUGGAACAAAAAAAGUGGGGAAAAAAGGCUUUGUUUUGUAAGCGACGUCUUGUUUUUCAAAUUGUCCGAGUACUUUCAGCGUUUAUGGUUUUUAAAAGAUUGAUCAUUCGGUCUACAGAAUAAACCGUCGAUGUGAUCUAUUUCAGUGCACCUUGUUAUCUUUAAGCGAGGCAAAAAUAUGUACAUUUUCACGACAUUCGCUCCUGAAACCAAAUUAUGUUCAUAUGUUAC